GUCCCCGGUCAUCGACAUCCCGCAGUAGACGACGGCUACCUACAUAUCGCCGUCACUUUAACUUCUGCAUCCUACUCCUGCGCUGCGUCGUUGGGCACAAAACACCCACUACACGAGGCUCAACUCUAUUUCCAUCCGUUACGAGCUAUUCAUUCUCUUUGAUGACCACUUCUGCGCACAAUACACCCUCCGACCCCUCCACACCCUCGAGUCCCACGGUUGACCCUCCUCACCAUGGCCGGUAACGAACGCAUAGGUCAGCUCAUGAGCGCCCUCGACACCUCGACUAGUAUGGACGUAUCGCGAGCCACGUCGCCAGGUGGAGACUGGCGCGACUCAAAUGGUACGGCGAAUGGCAACAAUGCUGAAAAGCAGAGUCGCAGUCGCCCGCGGACCUUUCCGUACUUCAAAUAUUUACCGUACGAGACCGAAGAUGCAUCGGAGAGGGAGGAGAACCUCAACACAUGCAUAAAACAUCUCUUCAUAGCGGUUUCUGCGGGAGACUUUGCGCCGGGUGCGGUACACUGGACUCGAGAGAUUAGAGGAUGGCUGUCACUGAAGUUCGACCUUCCACGCAACACCCGCGUCAAGCUUGUCAAACUCUACUACGAGCUGGCGCUUGCCCCGGGUCUUGAUUAUCUGGUGGCGGAGCGCUUUGCGAGCAUGUUCAUGGUCUUGACGAAGCGAAAGCAUUAUCUUCGUCCGGGAAAAGACUUGAUAUUGGACUGGAAACCGCUCUUCAGAGAAAUGAAGAUGUUCGUAUUUCCCUCGGAGUCAGGGGCAUCUCAUCCUACCAAUGUCAAGCGCAAUAUCCGGACGCUGACGAAGCUGGCUACAUUUGCACAACUUUACUUUGACACGCAAGAUAUUCCUGCGAUGUUUGAAGAAUUCCUUCCCUACUUUAGCACCUCGUUCUCUGAAAAUGCAUUCGUAGUCGUUGGCUUGCUCAACCUACUUCUCCCCACGUUCCCGGCAUCAGAGGAGAAAGAUGCGCUCCAGCCACAGACCUACCUGCCAACUUUCUUCCAUCUUUGGUCUCUAAUGAACAGGUCGAGACUGUUCGAUGUGCACUUCGUCGACAUCUUGUCUAGAUUGGCGAGGGAUUCCUUACCAACACAGCAUAUUCCUUUCUCUCAACAUGGUAUCUUUACGAGCGAGCAAUCAGCACUCAUAUUUACCGCUAUUCUCAGACUACUUCAGAUCCCAGUUGGACAGGCUUUGACUCCCUACAGCUCGACCGUAGACCUAGGCGCCGGUCUGGCCGUGAUGCUUGACAGAGAUCAGAGAAAGCACCCAAUUGCCCACCAUAUUGCUCGUUGGAUUGUAAUGUCCUUGUCUCCUGCUUGUUUGGACCACCCUGACUCAAUUUUGGUCAAACUUGAAGGCUUGAUCCAGGGGAUCGAGACUUUCUUCCAUCCAUCCAAUUCAGGUGAUUGGACGAAGUCGCUCUCACAGCUUGUCUACUAUCUCGCUGACUUCUUCGUCAUGCGUUGGAAUCGGGAGCAUAGUGGCGAGAUGGAGGUUCCUGAGGAGAGGAGACUCAAUGAUGUACUCAAGCGGCGAUUCGUCCUAUGCCUUCGAGACGUUAUCUACAUGGGAAUCUUCGCGAAGAGUGGAACAGCUAUGAACUUCUCGCUGUCAACGCUCCAGAGCCUUGCUUUCUUGGAACCAACCCUCAUUCUUCCCGGGGCGCUUCAGAGGAUAUAUCCAGCCAUGCAAGGUCUUGUUGAGGUACACCGGACCAUAUCCUCCAUACGCGCACUUCAUAUGCUGUCAAAGGUAAUGGCGAGAACUAAGGGUUAUAGAUGUCACGUUACCACAGUCUUGGGGCUUGCUCUGCCAGGCAUUGACGCGAACGACCUAGAAAAGACUUUACAUACGUUGUCAUACAUCCAAGGCGUAUGCUAUACAGUUCCGUUCCACGAUUUGACCAAAGAAAAGAGGCCGGGACAGAAUGGCCGACUCACUGGUGAUGGCACAGAAACUCCCAUAGAAGGUACGGACACGGCAUUGGCAGGCCAGUGGAUAAUGGGACAAGUCGACCGGCUAGAAAAUCUGAGUGCCGACGGCGAGAUCGACUACGACCAAGAGCUUAGCGAUCAAGAAGAGGAGAUGAUAUUAAGAUCUUCAACAACUGGCCUCGCGGAGUUCUUGAUCACCUUCCUUGGACGGGUAUUUACUUUGCUAGAGAAUCUCCCAGAUGCCUCCCGCGUGAGGAGUGGAUCGCCCGAGGAGAACGUAGUCAACACCCUCCCUGCAGCAUUUACACCAUUACUAGCAGCACUUUCGCCAGAGCUAUUCGAUAUCGCCCUAGACAAGAUCGCCAACUUCGUGACAAAUCAUGUCAUUCAUCAGGCUAGAGACGCGAUGGCUUUCAUUUGCAAUGGUCUAGUCAAGAUCAAUCCCGAAAAGGCUCUCAAGCGGCUACUUCCUCAUCUCCUGUCGGGAAUUCGGGUUGAAAUUGAGGACAACGGAGCCGGAUCCACGAGGACAACGGGGUCCGAGGUUCUUCCUCGAGACCGUGCAUUGGUAUGGAACAUCAGCCUGCUAAGCAUGUGCGUUGUACAUGUCGGCGACGCCGUGCUUGCCUGGAAAAAAGAACUUUUCGAGAUUGCCGAGUACAUGCAAAAGCACUGCAAAGGCAUUCCAACGGUGCAUGUUUCGAACUUCAUCCACCAUCUUCUGCUCAACUUGACAGUCACUUACACAAUCGACUACUCCAUCUACGAGGAAGACGAGCUUGAGAAGGGCCUCACCACCGAGUCAUGGGGCAGACUUCCAGACCCGAAGAAAUUAAACAUUGUUUGGCACACGCCGAAUGAGGAGGAGAUCGAUUUCGCGAUCCGCCUUUUCAAUUCGCAGUGUAAGAAUGCGACCACCGCUCUGCUGGAUCUGAUCAAGCCAAAUCCACCGAUCAAGCGUGAUGGCACUGGGAAGGACUGGUCCGACGAAGUAUCACGCAAUCUGGUCCUCCUAAGGCUUAUCAUGUCUGGUAUCUCUGUCCUCUUCGACCCCAGCAUUGAAGAUAGCGAUGAGAGCGACACCACAGAUUCUUCUUCUGACGAGGAUGCUACGGAUACCGAAGGGCCCGACCAUGAUGCUGGCUUAGGUGAAGCUGAGGAUGAGGAAGUGAAGCCAACGUUCCGAUACAAUACCGGUUACCCGCUUGCCAGGGACGGAAGAGGCUACAAACUCAUCCACAGCCUGCGCCACAAUGUUGGACUCUGUCUCCAUGAAGUUCACAAGUUCUUGAUCGAGAAGCAGGAAGACGACGUUCCUUGUUUCAAUUCUCUAUAUAAUGCCUACCGGUCCUGGUUUAUCGAUGUGGGAAUUGAACGAUCUGCUCAUGUACUUGAUCGGGUUACUCGACUUCUCGCGGCGGACGUCCAUCCUUUCAAAUUCAGCGGCCUAAGAAAGGAAUAUCCGAGACCAUUACUGGUCAGACGAGCGAACGUCUAUCAUCUGCAGAGAUUACGGCAUAACGCAAAUCCUAGGCCAAAGACUGAUCUCGACAAGCAACUCCUCCUCGACUUGGCCGAGUCCAGCGUCUCACUUUAUACUGAAAUUCGCCGCACUGCUCAAACCGCGAACGAGUCAGCAGUCAAGUGCAUACUUGGAGCUAGGCCUUUGGUUAUUCCACCACUACUUGAAGCUCUCGUGAAAGCUGUAAAUGAGAACGACUACCCACGCAUCAAGGGAGCGAUGUUCUCAUUACUCUUCGGUAGUCUAGCAAAGACCAUCAGCCGCGAUUGGAGAUUUACACCAACCUUGAUCAAGGCAUUCAUCGAGGUCACUGGAGCUGAUAAACCAUCCGUGCAAAAGCUUGCAGGUAAUGCUACUUUCCAAAUCAUGGACAUGGGCAAGCCCUUGGAGCGUAUGGUCAUACUAGAUCAAGAAGUCGUCGAGGCCAUAGCAUUUGCAGCUGCUUCUGAGGAUUCGAAGAAGAUCGAGGCGAAGGUCAAUAAACGCCGAGAAUUUAUCAAGAAGAAACGAACCCGCAUAGAGAAGAAGAAGGCAGACUUGUCUGCAGAGCUGGUAGACCUGGGCGCAACGUCACACUGGAAGAAAGCAAGUCGAACAGCGGCUAUCGUCGUCAAUCUUGGCAUGAGAUAUGACUCCAUUGCUUCAGAUCCAAUGAUCGAUCUUGUCACCAAGGGUUCUAUUGAUCCUCAUCCGAGUCUUCGUGGGUUGUACGGUGGAGCUUUGGUCGGCAUUUUCACUCUCAUUCAGACUCGUGGUAUCACAGGCCAUAGUUACGAGAGAUACCUCCUCAACGAUGAGGAGCUUCCAGACAAAAUCACCGUACCAACAAAAGCGGACGAUCCGGGGUGGACUGAAGAGCACCUGAGCAGUUUCGCUAAACCAGAGGCUCAAUAUUAUUCCGACUUUGACUAUCCCGGCUGGCUGGUGUGGAACAAAACCAUGCCUGCUUUCCUGACAAACCCACCUCCGAUUCAGUACGACGAAGUCGAACAAGCAGUGCGAGCAAAGAUUGGCAAGCAUCUUGAUAGGCAAUGGUUCUCGAACUACUUCGCGUACAUGAAGCAGGAACCACGGGAUGCUACUUCAGACCGCUUCCGCAUGUCUAGCUGCAUGAUGCUCACCCACGCCUUUGAGCUUGUCUUCUGCGGCUUGACAGAGACUACCUUCGAAGACAUAAAAGACCUGACGCAAUCAAUAUAUGCUGAUGGUAGCGACAAACAUCAACACCGAGCUACUGCUGAAAUUAUGGGCGCGUUCCUCUCCGUUGCGCCUGACUUGACUCCCGAGCAGCGCGCAGAGAUAUGGGAGUAUGCAUUCCCGAUCGUUCGAGGAAUCUUCAAGGAUGGCCUGACACCAGAGAAUUCCUCGUACUGGACCACGUUCUUGCACGUCGUGCUUCAAUCCAAAGAUCCCCGUCGUGCUUGGCCAUUGGUAGACUGGCUUGCAAGUUUCCGUCUGGACAUGAACUCUAAUGCUGCCUUCAAGGAGAGCUCCAAGAUCCAGAUGCUGCAGCAAUGUAUCCUAGAUGCUGGAUGGCAUUUCCAACUCGACAAGCCAAUCUUGGAAGACUUCAUGCAACAUCUCGACCAUCCGUACAAGGGCGUUCGUGAAGCAAUGGGUCAGACUAUUGCUAGCAUUCUCAGAAUGAGAUACCACGAGUCUUACAAGAGCGUUGAGACACUCAUCAAGACUCAGAAAGAAGCUUCGUCGAUCGGCACUCGUCCAUAUGAACCUACAGAAGAAUACUCAACCACCAUCACCAAUGUCUUCGAACGACUCGAGGUCUGGCGAAAGGAGCGUCCCGCUGGACAACAAACACCCUCAUCCUAUACCCAAGGCGGCAAAACCGUCCUCCUCUGGCUCGACUCAGCCCUCUCCUCCUAUGAGUGCAUCCAGCUUGUCAAAUUCUUCCCCGACGUCUUCAUGGAGCAGCUCCUGCACAUGAUGGACAUCAAAGAAGACCCGGAGCUCCAAUCCCUCGCCUACCACGUCUUCCGCCACCUCCCCAACAUUCCGCACCGCGCGGGCGAGGACGCCGACUUCAUCGCCGCCCUCAUCCGCAUCGGCCGCACGGCCACCUCGUGGCACCAGCGCCUCCGCAUCCUCAUCCUCAUCCAGGUCAUCUACUUCCGCCGCCUCUUCCUCAUGUCCGAGGCCCAGCAGCAGGCCCUUUUCGACUGCGUCUCCACGAUGCUCGGCGACGUGCAGCUCGAGGUCCGCGAGGGCGCCAAGGCGACCCUGUCGGGUAUGAUCCGCUGCUCGCCGGUCGAACUGCGCACCCGCACUGUCGAGGCCCUGAAAGCGAAGUUCACGAAACAGCUCGCCAAGAACCCUCUCCCAAGAAGCCGUGUCCCGGGCACCCCAACGCCGGAGCAGGGCCGUCUGAUAUUAGUCCGUCACGCCGCGGUGCUGGGCCUCGGCGCGCUGAUCCAAGCGUUUCCCUACACGAGCCCGCCGCCGGCGUGGUUGCCGGACGUGCUGGCUACGCUGGCGCGGAAGGCGGCUGCGGACUCGGGCAUGGUGGGCAAGAGCGUGAAGAGCGUGCUGGCGGAUUUCAAGAAGACGAGGCAGGAUACUUGGCAUGUUGAUGUGAAGGCGUUCGAACCAGACCAGCUCGAGGACCUCGAGGGCGUGCUGUGGAAGAGCUACUUCGCCUAGCCCUAUCCCUAUUCCGCUAGAUGCAAGGAGUGGGCGCAGUUGGAAGAGUGCCUUUUUGUCCCUUUUCUCUCCGACUCCGGGUUUUGGUCCAGGCUUUCCGCCGCGGG
Messenger RNA from Mytilinidion resinicola, 6248 nucleotides. RefSeq lists its product as uncharacterized. Gene Ontology annotation, cellular component: nucleus; cytosol. Gene Ontology annotation, biological process: proteasomal ubiquitin-independent protein catabolic process. The record is from RefSeq and is a predicted model, not a curated record. The transcript is spliced from 4 exons. The coding region runs from base 235 to 6141 and encodes 1968 amino acids. NCBI's taxonomy places the organism in Eukaryota, Fungi, Ascomycota, Dothideomycetes, Mytilinidiales, Mytilinidiaceae. Gene Ontology annotation, molecular function: peptidase activator activity; proteasome binding.